AUGCCUGCUUACGAACUCCGAUCGGGUGGUGAUGUCAAGAACAAGAAGCAGAGUGUGGCUGACCUCAAAUACCGUCGCUUGACUGAGCUCAAUGCCCGCCUGAAGGAGGAUCUCGACCGUCCGCGUGUCAAGGUUUCCGAAGCGGCUCUCUCGCUGAUCAACUACUGCAAUAACACUCGCGACUUCAUGGUUCCAUCUGUAUGGGGACAGGUCGACAAGCGAGAGGACCCCUACGCUCCUCAGCAACAGGGAGGUUGCUGUACCGUCAUGUAA
Penicillium manginii is the source of this 273-nucleotide messenger RNA. RefSeq names its product guanine nucleotide-binding protein subunit gamma. NCBI's taxonomy places the organism in Eukaryota, Fungi, Ascomycota, Eurotiomycetes, Eurotiales, Aspergillaceae. The coding region runs from base 1 to 273 and encodes 90 amino acids. Gene Ontology annotation, biological process: G protein-coupled receptor signaling pathway. Gene Ontology annotation, molecular function: G-protein beta-subunit binding. The transcript is spliced from 3 exons. The record is from RefSeq and is a predicted model, not a curated record. Gene Ontology annotation, cellular component: heterotrimeric G-protein complex.